This is a messenger RNA of Dioscorea cayenensis subsp. rotundata (Guinea yam), 2458 nucleotides long. Its product is annotated as GPI transamidase component PIG-T-like. Gene Ontology annotation, biological process: attachment of GPI anchor to protein. Gene Ontology annotation, cellular component: GPI-anchor transamidase complex. The coding region runs from base 27 to 1997 and encodes 656 amino acids. The record is from RefSeq and is a predicted model, not a curated record. NCBI's taxonomy places the organism in Eukaryota, Viridiplantae, Streptophyta, Magnoliopsida, Dioscoreales, Dioscoreaceae. The transcript is spliced from 6 exons.
UCGAGGUCUCGAGAGCUCGGCCAACAAUGGCGCCGACGCGGGCGCGCGCGACGAUCCACACCUCUUUCCUUCUCCUCCUCCUUGUAAUCUUCUUGUCUUGCGAUCUCCUCGACCGGAUCAUAGCCUCUUCCGGAGAGGCAAGUGAAGAAGAGUUCACUGAGGAGCUGCUGCUGAAGCCAUUGCCGGACAAGAAGAUCCUGGCCCAUUUCCACUUCCAGAGCACAGUCCCCCCAUCUGACUCCAUUGGCCACCACCAUCAUCUCUUCCCCAAGGCCAUCGCACAGCUGGUAAAGAAGUUCCAUAUCAGAGAACUUGAGUUGUCUUUCACCCAGGGUCGUUGGAACUACGAAAGUUGGGGUGGAUCUGAUCCAAUGUCAAACAUCAAUGCCAAGCCCCCUGGAGUUGAGAUGUGGGCUGUCUUUGAUCUUCCAGUAAAUGAUAUUAAUGAGAGCUGGAAAGGUCUUACCCAUGCUCUAUCAGGCAUCUUCUGCUCUUCUGUCAAUUUUCUCGAGUCUUCAACAGCAUAUUCUGCACCACAUUGGGGGCUGCGUACAAAUUCAAGUUCCAUGAGGUAUGGGGCAUUGCCUCGUGAAGCAGUUUGUACGGAGAAUUUGACUCCUUGGUUAAAACUACUUCCUUGUCGAGACAAAGCUGGUUUAGCUUCUUUGUUAGACAGGCCUUCUAUUUAUAAAAGUUAUUACCACUCUCAAAGAUUGCAGUUAUUUUCAUCUGACGCAAGUGGUAUAAUUCUUGAUCAAACACUCACUGUAGUUCUCCAACCCAAUGUGCAAAGGAAUGGUAUGCCUAAUUCUUAUGAUAGAUUCCUUCAACCAAAUUGGUCUAUUAUGUCAAUGUUUAAAAAGAAGGUUACUGGACAAUGUGCGCUUGCUAAAGCAAGUUCAAUAUUCAUUGAACUGGAAGAUGGUUUGGCUACUGAACUUGAGAAACUGGGAGCUGGAGAAUCAUGGAAUAAUUUAGCUUUUGACCUGUCUGUUGCACCAGACAGGGUGAUUAAAGAGCACAAUUCUAUGGAGGGUAAAAGCAGUUCAAUACUGUAUGAGUUCAAAGUUGUGAAAUACAGCAAGUAUGAACCUCUUGAUGUGGGGAUCAAGUGGAAGCUUCCUUUAGUCUGGUCAUGCCCCGAGGCACCAUUCCAUGCAAGGAGGUUUCUAAUGGGAAGUGGAAAUGAGAGGGGCUCCAUUGCUUUCUCAUUGCAGCCAACUCAAUCUCGUGACCAGUUCUUAAGUGAUUCCCACAAAUGUACAGUUCGUGCUGUUAUUUUUCAGGUCGUCCCCUGGUAUGUUAAAGUUUACUAUCAUACACUUCAAAUUUUUAUAGAUGGGAGGUCUGUGCCCGUUGUAGAUGUGGUUGAGAAGAUAAGUGUAUCCCCUUCUGAAGACAAGGUUUCUCCUGGGUCAUUGCAAAUGAUGCUUAGAUUCCCUUGUGAUAUGAACUCAACUGCAUUGGCAAUGGACUUUGACAAGGGAUUCUUACACAUUGAUGAGUAUCCACCAGAUGCUAAUCAAGGAUUUGACAUUCCAUCAGCUGUAGUUAGUUUUCCUGAUUUCUAUUCAAGCAGAAGCUAUCUUGAAGGCAACUGCUUAAAACACCCCCCUCUGCUUCUUAAACUUCAGAAGAGAACUGUCUUACAGUCCUACACUGAAGUUCUGCUUGUGCCUUUGACCACUCCUGAUUUUAGCAUGCCUUAUAAUGUGAUCACCUUCACAUGCACUGUAUUGGCAUUAUAUUUUGGAUCAUUGCUCAAUGCCUUGAGGAGAAGGAUUGGUGAGGAAGAGCGAUUGCUAAAAAGCAAAGACUCCAAGCAGGUUGGGCUUAUACCCAGAUUAUUGUCUAAGUUGAAAGGACGGACUCUAGAAUCACACCAAUCCUCGUCAGGCUCCACUGCAUCAUCUAAACCGGGGGCCAAGUGGUUAUUCAAAGUCAUAUUUGUUGCUAUUUUUGCCGUUCUUUGGCAUUACUACUCCAAUAUAGAUUAAUUUCUGGCUGAUUCUACACAAUGUGCACAUGCCAUUAGAAGUCACUUGAGGAUGCUGAUUGCCGACAAACUAUACUUGAUCAGAGAAAUUGAAAACUGUUGUUAUUAGAUGAAGAAAUCUUUUAAGUUCAGCUCAUGUGGUGAUUCAGGAAGAAAAUCACCUUGGCUAUGUUGACGAAGGCAUGGAAUUUCUCGAAUGUGUACAAGGAUCAUUUGGUUGAGCAGGAUCAGUUUUGUUGUUCAGGUCCCUUUUUUAAGUCAUGAUGAAAUCGGUGGCCUUGCAAUCGAGCUAUUAACCUUGAUAGAUUGCCAGAAAGCCUGAUUUAUUUUAUUUUACUUUGCUUUAUUUUCUUCCUUUUUGAACCUAGACUAUCUAUUUGUGAAAAGUUAAAACUAUGUUAACAAUGUAACAUAUGAAUUCAGAGGAAAUAUAUUCCAUGGUGUCACUGCCAAGUUUUCUGA